AUGACGGCAGCCGGUAUCACCACCGUCACGCUCCAGUCGCUGCCCCUCGUGGCUAGCGGAAAGGUUCGCGAGCUGUACAGGAUCGAUGAUUCCUCGCUGCUCAUGGUCGUGACCGACCGUAUCUCGGCCUAUGACGAGAUCCUUUCCAAUGGCGUCCCUGAUAAGGGCCACAUCCUUUGCCAAAUGUCCUCGCAUUGGUUCGACGUGCUCCGCGAGCGAGUUCCCGAGCUCAAGCACCACGUAAUCAGCAUGAGCCCGCCCGCCGCCCCCGGAGUCAUCACUGCCGAGGAGCACGCGCUCCUGCGCGGGCGCUGCAUGCAAAUCCGCUCCCUCAAGGUCUUUCCGAUUGAAGCGAUCGUCCGGGGUUACAUUACGGGGUCGGCCUGGAGUGAAUACUCCAAGAGCGGAACGGUGCACGGAAUGCCAGUUCCGCAGGGACUCCAGCUCUGCCAGGAGUUCCCCGGCGGUCCGAUGUACACGCCUUCAACCAAAGCCCCGGCAGGCGAAAAAGAUGAAAAUAUUUCGCCAGAUCAGGCUCGCAAAAUCGUCGGCGACAAGUACGCCAGCCAGAUCGAGGCUCUCGCGCUGAAGGUCUACAAGGCUGCCCACGCCUACGCGCUAGAACGCGGCGUGGUUAUUGCUGACACUAAAAUGGAAUUUGGUCUCGAUGAGAAAACAGAUGAAAUCAUCCUUGUAGACGAGGUCUUGACGCCUGACUGCUCUCGUUUCUGGCCCGCCCCGGUGCAGCUGGGCAAGGACCAGCCAAGCUACGACAAGCAGUACAUCCGCGACUACCUGACAGCCAACGGCCUCAAGGGCAAACCCGGCGUUGUGCUUCCAGACAAUGUUGUCGCCGAGACGACAAGCAAGUACAGAGAAGUUUUCCAAAAGCUCGCUGGACGGACGAUAGACGACGCUCUCAGUGGGCUUGACAACUAA
This is a messenger RNA of Cordyceps fumosorosea ARSEF 2679, 939 nucleotides long. RefSeq names its product phosphoribosylaminoimidazole-succinocarboxamide synthase. Gene Ontology annotation, molecular function: phosphoribosylaminoimidazolesuccinocarboxamide synthase activity. The record is from RefSeq and is a predicted model, not a curated record. NCBI's taxonomy places the organism in Eukaryota, Fungi, Ascomycota, Sordariomycetes, Hypocreales, Cordycipitaceae. The coding region runs from base 1 to 939 and encodes 312 amino acids. Gene Ontology annotation, biological process: 'de novo' IMP biosynthetic process. Gene Ontology annotation, cellular component: cytoplasm. The transcript has 8 exons.